This is a messenger RNA of Dinoponera quadriceps, 1876 nucleotides long. Its product is annotated as annexin B9. NCBI's taxonomy places the organism in Eukaryota, Metazoa, Arthropoda, Insecta, Hymenoptera, Formicidae. Bases 239 to 1213 code for a protein of 324 amino acids. The record is from RefSeq and is a predicted model, not a curated record. Gene Ontology annotation, molecular function: calcium-dependent phospholipid binding; calcium ion binding. Gene Ontology annotation, cellular component: cytoplasm. The transcript has 7 exons.
UGGGUGUGCCUGCGCGACUUGCUGGCCGGCGUUCGCACAGAUCGACUCCGUUUCUCAGCGCCCGUCUCUCGAUUAAUCUCCGUCCGGAUCUUCCCACCGGCAUUAGAAGCCGAUAGAAGCGGCAAAAAGAACCGCAGGUGGUACCCAUUGUUCAACGUCAUCGCAUCUCCCUCGAAGAUCCCGUGACUCCGCUUUCUCUCUCUCCCACUCACUCUAGAGUCAAUCGUAUCGCAAGAAAAUGUCGCAGCAACAAUAUUAUCCCUUCAAGUGCACCCCGACUGUGUAUCCUGCCGAGCCGUUUGAUGCAAAUGCAGAUGCCGCUAUUUUGCGGAAGGCAAUGAAAGGCUUCGGUACGGAUGAGAAGGCGAUCAUCGACGUGCUGACAAAAAGGGGGAUUGUGCAAAGGCUUGAGAUCGCGGAGGCGUUCAAGACUCUUUAUGGAAAAGAUCUAAUUAGUGACCUGAAGAGCGAAUUAACCGGGAAGCUGGAGGAUGUCAUUGUUGCCCUUAUGACCCCACUGCCACAUUAUUAUGCCAAGGAGCUGCACGACGCCGUGAGCGGUAUGGGCACUGAUGAGGAAGCAAUUGUCGAGAUCAUGUGUACUCUCAGCAACUACGGCAUCCGUACAAUUGCUGCAUUUUAUGAGAAUCUAUACGGUAGAACACUGGAGAGCGAUUUGAAGGGGGACACGUCGGGUCACUUCAAGCGAUUACUGGUAUCUCUCGUGCAAGCGAAUAGGGACGAGAAUCAGGGAAUUGACUAUACUCAAGCGGCCGCUGAUGCUCAAGCAUUGUUUGAGGCUGGUGAGAAACAAUGGGGCACGGACGAGUCCCAGUUCAAUGCGAUCUUAGUGACACGCAGUUACCAGCAACUACGACAGACAUUUAUCGAGUAUGAGAAACUGUCCGGGCAUGACAUAGAGGUUGCCAUAAAGAAGGAAUUUUCGGGCAGCAUCGAGAAGGGCCUCCUCGGAAUAGUGAAAUGUGUAAAGUCGAAGGUCGGAUUCUUCGCCGAGCGUCUUUACGCUAGUAUGCACGGUAUUGGCACGAAGGAUCGCACUCUGAUUCGUAUCAUUGUGUCGCGCAGCGAAAUCGAUCUGGGAGACAUUAAGAAGGCAUUCGAGGAACGCUUUGGGAAAUCACUGGAAAGUUGGAUAGCCGGAGAUACCUCCGGUGACUACAAGAAGGCGCUCCUUUCUCUCGUCUCCACAUAAUAAUCCGGCGAAGCAAUUGAAAAUCUCGGGCGCACAUCUGUCUUUGUCCUUAUUGGCGCAUAAUAAUCGUAUAUGCAAAAAAAAACGAAAGCUACUUAUAUCGAACAUAUACGCCUUGCAUGCGGAUUUUCAAGCUUAAUCGCUUAUUGUACUAAUGAAAAAAUAGAAAAUAUCACGUUAUAUUUUUGAAUGUUAUUUUUUACAAUGCUAUUUUUUCGAAAUCUUUAUUUUGUCAUAUAGGCCAGUUUAAACAUUUUAAACGUACCAUGUUCCGAUCUUGUUUACGAAAUAUAUUUAAUUCCGCUGUUCUGUUAAUUUUUCCUGUACAUAUUUAGUGUGUUUGAAGCUAAACGGACGCAAUGAUGGACCUUUUUCCUAUGAUUUCAAUCGGAUACACUUGUCUAUCUACAUCAUACAAAUAUCUAUUUGAGAGUAAAAAUAUUUAAAAAUAUUAGAAGGGACGAUUUCGAUAUUAUCGUAUUUUACACUCUAGAACGAUUACGAAUAGAUUUGAGCAAAGCAGCAGAGUUAAUUAAAUCGUAUUUUAUACAUUUCUACUUCUGUUAAAAGAUAUUGAAAGAUUUAUACAAAGAAUCUCAUAUAGUUUGUAAAAGCAUUAUUGAGAGAUGUCGAGAGAUGGAAAUAAAACUGAAGAAAACGAUA